Messenger RNA from Hyla sarda, 2201 nucleotides. RefSeq names its product meiosis specific with OB-fold (gene MEIOB). The record is from RefSeq and is a predicted model, not a curated record. The coding region runs from base 150 to 1562 and encodes 470 amino acids. The transcript has 14 exons. NCBI's taxonomy places the organism in Eukaryota, Metazoa, Chordata, Amphibia, Anura, Hylidae. Gene Ontology annotation, molecular function: single-stranded DNA 3'-5' DNA exonuclease activity; single-stranded DNA binding. Gene Ontology annotation, biological process: resolution of meiotic recombination intermediates.
CACUCUUACCACCAGGAGGCAGUGGAGUGAGUGCAGGGCCUGCCCUCCUGUCUGUCUCCUCACAGUCUUCUCUAUGCCCCUCCUCAGUGUGAGGUGUCUCUUCAGGAGGAGCUCAGGGCUGACAUACAUUGUUUCCUCUGAUUACAGCAAUGGCGUCCAGCACCUUCCGUCAAGAUUUUGUCAACAUUUCCGACCUGCACCCUAAUCUAUCUCGCCCAAGCAUAAUAGGCAUCGUAAUUGGGAAAACAGAUGUCAAAGGAUUUCCAGACCGAAAAAAUAUUGGAUUGGAGCGGUACACCUUCAGCUUUACAGUAAGAGAUUCACCAUCUGCCUUCAUAAAUGCCUCGUGUUGGGGUAGAGAAGAAUAUAUUAAAUCGCUGUCUGAAAGUUUCAGGAUUGGUGACUGCGUUAUAAUUGAAAACCCCCUUGUGCAAACAAAAGACGUAGAGAAGGAAGAAAAAUUUAAUCCUUCAACACCAAGUUACUACAAAUUGCUUAUUAGCGAAGUCCAUUCCUUGGUGAAGAUAUGCUCCAGAGAUUAUACUGAGAGCUCCCUGCUGUCUUUAUUGCCUAUUCCUCCUAAAGACCCCAAUGAUUACUAUUCGCUAGGAGACAUUGUAGCAAAUGGACAGAGCCUGAAUGGAAAAAUCAUUAACAUCCUCGCAGCAGUACGAUGGGUGGGAGAAAUGAAGACUUUUACCACUUCUGACAAAAGAAAAGGCCAGAGAUGUGAGGUGAAGCUGUUUGAUGACACCGUAGACUCAUUUGCAAUGAUCUGCUGGGACAAUGAGUCCAUCCAAUUGGCACAGACCUGGAUUCCUAGAGAGACAGUUUUAUUUGCUUCAGAGAUUCGCAUCAAUUACGACUCCUUCAGAAACUCAAUGGUCGCAACGGUUGUGUCGAAGACUAUUUUUACAACAAAUCCCGACAUGCCAGAGGCGUAUGCCUUAUUGAGAUAUGCAAGGGACUGCGCUGAGAAUGGAGCCUUUGUGGAAGAAAAUGAGGAUGUUUUCGGAGAUUCCAUAAAAUUGGAGACUAUAAAGGAUGUGUAUACAGUGGUGCAGAUAAGAGACAUAGCUCUUCAGUCCGAUAAAAAUAAUCCUGUUUAUGGAAUAGUGUUUGCCUAUGUUUCCAAACUGAAUAUUGAUUCAACCAUUGAAAAAAUAGUGAGAAAUAGAUGCUCACAAUGCCAUUACCCAGUCAGUGAUUUAUCUAAAGGCUGCACCUAUACUUUCUGCAACGAAACGUCUGCAGACCUUAAAUCUGUGUUCACAACUCUGGAUUUGCAAGUGGACGUCUCCGAUCACACCGGGACCCUGUCUGCUAACUUAUCGGGCAGCGCGGCAGAGGAUACAUUAUCAUGCACCGUAGAUGGAUUUUUCAAUUUAACAGAAGACCAGAAGACAUCUUUGAAAUGGAAUUUUCUACUGGAACGCUGCAAAAUCUAUUUGAAGGCUUCAACAGGGAGCAACUCAAAGACCGGGCUGCGCGUCAACAUUCUGUCCUGCAAACCGGCCGAUCCCAAUGAAGCCGUGAAGCACGCCAAAGUCACAAUGGUUUAACCAGCUCCAAUAUUAACCCUUACCUACCCGAGUUAAGUCUCCAUACAGUGUUUGCAUGUUCAAAUCAGCCGCUAAGACACAGACAAAAGCAACUGUUCAAGAUGUAAGACAGUGUUUCCCAAGCAGGGUGCCUCCAGCUGUUGCAAAACUACAACUCCCAGUAUGCCCGGACAGCCGAAGGCUGUCCGGGCAUGCUGGGAGUUGCAGUUUUGCAACAGCUGGAGGCACCCUGCUUGGGAAACACUGAUGUAAGAAAAGAAGUAGAUUUUUCUUGGUUCCCAUAUUGACAAUUCGUAACUCAGUUUGUUAAAGGUUUUAAAAUUACGGUAUUUAUUUUAAGAUAAAUUUUCAUAUACAAAAUCAAUAGACAUCUGCCUACAAAGUUUUCGGGGCCAAAGUUUGGUGUAAUGGCGUCAUUUUUACUAUAAUAUUGCAGCGGUCACAACCACGUUCUUUUUUGCAGAACCAGUUCCAGGUUGACUUUUUUUUUUGAGAACUUUGGUCGUGAACGGGUCACAUGUUUUCGUCAUUGAGGACUUUGUUGUGUCAUCUUUUGGUCAUCUAAUAAAAGUUCUGUUGUUAUAAGAGAUAAUAAACGUCCCCAUAUAAAUGAGAUGGUACUGACUAGAUCUAGCAGAA